This is a messenger RNA of Nannospalax galili (Upper Galilee mountains blind mole rat), 2138 nucleotides long. RefSeq names its product lactamase beta (gene Lactb). Bases 226 to 1884 code for a protein of 552 amino acids. NCBI's taxonomy places the organism in Eukaryota, Metazoa, Chordata, Mammalia, Rodentia, Spalacidae. The transcript is spliced from 6 exons. The record is from RefSeq and is a predicted model, not a curated record.
GAACGGAAAAAGAUGAGAGGGAGGAAGGGGAAGGAGAAAGGAAAGAAGAAAGGAAGAUGAACAAGUACUCAUAUUGGGACUACGCAGAGAAGGAGGCUGAGGCGCUCGAGGCACUCGGCGCUCGGCAGUCUGCUGUCCACUGCGCAGGUCUGCGAGGCCCCGCCCCUCCUGCCGCUGGCCGCCGGCAGAGCCUGCUGGAGCAGAGGCUGCGCGCUCAGAGACACUAUGUACCGGCUGCUGUCAGCGGUGACAGCUCGGGCUGGGGCCGCGACCGCCUGGGGCCGGGCCCGGGACAGGGGACGCCGCGGGACACACGGGCAAGCCGGCCUCCCCCCGCUCGGCCCCGGCUGGACCGCGGGCCUGGGGCUUGGGCUGGGGCUGGCGCUCGGGGCGAAGCUGGCGGGUGGACUGCGGGGCGCAGCCCCAGCUCAGACGCCCGCGGACCCCGAGGCGUCCUCCCUGGCCGAGCCGCGGGUGGAGCAGGCCCUUGGGCCUGGGAGCCCGCACAGCCCGCCACCGCCCAGCUCCAGGUGCUUCACCAGAGCCAUAGAGAGCAGCCGCGACCUGCUGCACAGGAUCAAGGACGAGGUUGGCGCGCCAGGUAUAGUGGUUGGAGUUUCUGUAGAUGGAAAAGAAGUCUGGUCAGAAGGCUUAGGCUAUGCAGACAUUGAGAACCGGGUGCCAUGCAAACCAGAAACAGUCAUGAGAAUCGCCAGCAUCAGCAAAAGCCUCACCAUGGUUGCUCUGGCCAAACUUUGGGAAGCAGGAAAACUGAAUCUGGAUCUCCCCGUUCAACAUUAUGUUCCUGAGUUCCCAGAAAAAGAAUAUGAAGGUGAAAAGGUUUCUGUCACAACAAGAUUACUGAUCUCCCAUUUAAGUGGAAUUCGUCAUUAUGAAAAGGACGUGAAAAAAGUGAAAGAAGAGAAGGCUUUUAAGGCCCUGAAGAUGAUGAAAGGGACUGUGCCAUCUGACCAAGAAAAAGAACCAAGAGAAAAGGGAGGCAAAAGUAAUGAAAAGACUGACCCCUCUAAAGCUAAAAUGGAGCCAGACAGCGAAACCAAAUGCCGAAAUUCAAAACCGAGCAAGAAAAAAAAUGAUUUUGAACAAGGCGAAUUAUAUUUGAAAGAAAAGUUUGAAAAUUCAAUAGAAUCCCUAAGAUUAUUUAAAAAUGAUCCUUUAUUCUUUAAACCUGGUAGUCAGUUUUUGUAUUCAACCUUUGGCUAUACCCUGCUGGCAGCCAUAGUAGAAAGAGCUUCAGGAUAUAAAUAUUUGGACUAUAUGCAGAAAAUAUUCCAUGACUUGGAUAUGCUGACAACUGUACAGGAAGAAAAUGAACCAGUGAUUUACAACAGAGCAAGAUUUUACGUUUACAAUAAAAAGAAACGUCUUGUCAACACACCCUAUGUGGAUAACUCCUAUAAAUGGGCUGGUGGUGGAUUUCUGUCCACAGUGGGAGACCUUCUGAAGUUUGGGAAUGCAAUGCUAUAUGGUUACCAAGUCGGGCUGUUUAAGAACGCAAAUGAAAACCUUUUACCUGGAUAUCUGAAGCCAGAAACAAUGGUGAUGAUGUGGACACCAGUUCCUAAUACAGAGAUGUCCUGGGAUAAGGAGGGUAAAUACGCAAUGGCGUGGGGUGUCGUAGAAAAGAAGCAAACAUAUGGUUCUUGCCGGAAGCAACGGCAUUAUGCCUCACACACUGGAGGUGCAGUAGGUGCCAGUAGUGUCCUGCUGGUCCUUCCUGAAGAGCUGGACCCAGAGGCCAUAAAUAACAAGGUCCCCCCAAGAGGAGUAAUUGUUUCUAUCAUAUGUAACAUGCAGUCUGUUGGCCUCAAUAGCACUGCUUUGAAGAUCGCCCUGGAAUUUGAUAAAGACAGAACAGACUGAGCCCUAAACACCACAGGUGCACAGUGAGCUCUUUUGAUUUUUAAAAUAUUGGUAUUUUAAAAAUACAUGAGAUUUUAAAGACUGCAUUUGUAAUAGAAUCCAAGUAAAUGUGGAGAAUUAUGUACCAAUUCUAAUUGCUUAAUUUUGUAACUGCCUUUUUAUUGUACAAUUAGCUCUUUACACUCAGGGAAAUAACUGUUGUUUCUACUUUUUGAGAAAAGGUAUUCUUGAAAUAAAAUAUUCUGAUAAAGGUA